Molecule: messenger RNA, 966 nt
Organism: Purpureocillium lilacinum
Lineage: Eukaryota; Fungi; Ascomycota; Sordariomycetes; Hypocreales; Ophiocordycipitaceae
Product: swr complex subunit
Cellular component (GO): Swr1 complex
Source: RefSeq, a predicted model, not a curated record
AUGUCGCCAGAUCCUUCAAUAGACGCCGAAGAUGAGCCUUAUGCCUCCGAGGAGGACUCCGACUUUGCGCCGGAUGAGGCACAGGGUCCUGCCUCGGAGAACUCGGGCAGCGACGACGACACCCCCAACGAGAAAGCCAAGAAACGGAGCGCGGACAGUGGCGGCGAUGAUGGGUACGACAACUCUGGCGACGAGGCCAUCAUAUCGAAAGGCCGCAAACGCCAAAGGCGAGCAAAGAACAAGGGCGAGGCCUCAGACGACGAAGCGGGCGGCGAGGGAGGUCUUGUCAAGACCAGACGGCAGCGCGCCGAGGAGAAAGAAGAACGCAAGUACGCAGCGGCCCAAGGGCCUGUCACUAUUGAUGUCGAUGCCGUGUGGCAACAGAUGAUGUCGGGCAAAGCCGUCCAACCAGCCACCACGACGACCGGCGAGCCCGACGAUUCGAAAGUGGACUCCCACGGGGCUGCUGGCGAUAUCCAAGAUACUCAGCGCGAUGGAGAUUCAUCAGAUACGAUACGAAUAAAGCGUACAUACAACUUCGCUGGGCGCGUCCACACGGAAGAAAAGGUUGUCGCCCGUGACUCCGCCGAAGCGAAGCUCUACCUCGCCUCCCAAGGCCAAGACGCCGCCCCGCUCGAUGUUUCGCCCACCAAGCGCGCGACGAAGAAGGCCUUUCGUUCAGCGUUUGAGCCUAUUGUCGACGCUGGUCCGGGACGCACCGAUCUAAACCUCGGAGUGACAGCCAGACUCCAGGCUGCCAAGGAGGCUCAGGCGAAGAAGCUCAACACGGUGGAGAAAAGUCGCAUGGACUGGGCAGGUUUCGUCGACAAGGAGGGCAUACAGGACGAGCUCGAGUUGGCAAGCAAGUCGAAGGGCUCGUAUGGCGCGCGGGAGGCGUUUCUGGCGCGGAGCGAGGCGAUCAGAGAGGACGAGGCGAGAAGGGCAAGGAUGGCCGCGAGGGCAUGA